AUGGAGGAGUUCAACAAAGCCAACUGCUUAUUCAUUGAUGAGGAGUUUGAUCAAGCCUUGGAGUCGUACAACAAGGCCUGUGAAGCAUUGCCAACACACUAUGAAACGUUCUUCAAGAGAGCUCAGUGCCAUCACAAGCUCGACUCGAUCAAUGAUGCACUUCGCGACAUCAACACCUGUAUCACACUCGAGCCAAACAAUCCAAAGAGUUACUUGAAGAAAGGACAACUUUGUUUCGAAUUGGAGGACUUUGAAACUGCACAGAGUGUAUUUGAGAAGGGAUUGACAUUGGACCCAGAGUCAUCUCAACUCAAGACAUGGCUUAGAAAGGCCAAGGCUGAGCUUGGUCAAGCCUCAGCACCAAAGCCUGCUGCUGCUUCAACACCUGCUGCCUCAAAGCCAGAACAGGCACCAGCAGCUGCAAAGCCAGCGGCUACCCCAGCCCCAGCGCCCGUUCCAGCAUUGCCCAUGCCAUCAUCUGGAACCAAGGUCAAGCACGAGUGGUAUCAGACGGCCACACAUGUUACCCUCACCGUCUAUGCCAAGUAUGUCACAGCGACCAACUCCUCAAUCGAAAUCAAGGACAAGUCGAUCAAUGUCUCCUUCAAGAUGCUCACAGGCAGUGAGUACAGCUUGGACAUUGAGUUCUUUGACCCGGUUGUACCCAGCGAGAGCACGACCAAGUACUACAGCACCAAGGUGGAGAUGGUCCUGAAAAAGUCCAGAGCGAUCCGUUGGGACAACCUCGAGUUCACAGGCGUCGACAAGCCACUUGGCACCGUUGACACACCAGAGGCCAAGGCCGUGGGAGUUCCCUCGCCCUACCAAACACAGAAGAACUGGGACGCCAUCGAGGCCGGCGACGAGAAGGAAGGUGACCCAUCCACCAGCUUCUUCAAAGAUAUAUACUCCACCGGAUCGGAGGAGCAGCGACGUGCCAUGAUGAAGUCCUACUACGAGUCGGGUGGCACGGUGCUCAACAUGAACUGGGACGACGUCAAGAAGGGCCACGUUGACGGCUCUGCGCCCGCUGGAAUGGAGAUGCACUCCUGGAAGGACGGUGAGAGGGUGGCCGAGAAGUCAUCAAAGAAGAACAAGGACAAGUGGGAGAGCGAUUUCGAGAAGAAGGAACAAAAGAGAAGAAACUGGGAGAAUGACAUUGACUAA
Acytostelium subglobosum LB1 is the source of this 1167-nucleotide messenger RNA. RefSeq lists its product as hypothetical. The transcript has 2 exons. Gene Ontology annotation, molecular function: protein-folding chaperone binding. The record is from RefSeq and is a predicted model, not a curated record. Gene Ontology annotation, biological process: protein stabilization. Lineage: Eukaryota; Evosea; Eumycetozoa; Acytosteliales; Acytosteliaceae. Bases 1 to 1167 code for a protein of 388 amino acids.